AUGUCGGCGUCUCGGGGUCGCAGACGUCUGGCCAAGCACCUCAGCCGUGCCACGUGCGUUGAGGCACCGGUGCCUGAUGUGCGCAUCAAGGCGAGGCGACGGAACGCUGCAGCACCGGCCGCGGGCGACCCACGGACGAAGCCCUUGCGCGCCCCACGUCGCCCCAUCGGCCAACCGAGCGCCUUGCUCUACGAGGCGACGCCGGACCUGAAGACGGCGGGCGAGGGCGCCUUGCUCUUCGUGGACCUGGGCGCUGGACCGCCCGGGAGAAGGUUUGUGGAUGACUUGCCCGACUUGCCCGAAGCACCUGUUUUUGUGGGGAUUGGUGUUGACCCGGCCACGCGGUUUUGGGGUGACUCGUCUGGAUUUUUCCACCGUGUUUUCACUUUGGUUCGAAAAGCGGACUACUUGACUUGCACCUUGGCCUACGACUGUGCCAACUUCCUUGCCUUUGCCCUUGGCAUCCUCCUUGAAGAGGAGCUGAUGGCUGCUGGUGGAGGCGAGGCAGAGAAGGGAGCGUGGUACCAGGUCCCGACCUGGGAUGGAAGUCCGUUGACUUGGAGGAGCUUCCGUAGGGAGAUGCGCUGGUGGGUGAGUUCCUUAGACCUUGCUGGAACGGCCCGCUACAACUUGGCAGCCCGCUGGUUGCUCAGGCAAACAGGAAUAGUCAGGCAGCGGGGUGAAGAAUUUGACCCUUCCGAAUUAGCAUACAAGCCAGCUGAAUCGUAUGAAGAUCCCACUUCAGGAGAGACCAUUGAAGUGACACCAGCUGACUACCUCUUUGGACUCAACAAACUUCUUUCUGCCUUAGAGUCCAUUAAUGGACAAUCGGCAUUGGACAAACGUGGGGAACUUCGAGCACAGUUCUACACUGACUUGAAACGUGCGCCGGGAGAACGCUUGUCUGAAUUUGCGACUCGUUUUCGAACACUUGCUGCCGAUUUGAAAGCUGAAGGUGUUGUGAUUCAAGAGGCCGAGCUUGGCUGGUUCUUCAAGGACAAGCUCGGUCUCGAUCCUCUGCGGAAGCAGCUGCUUGACACGGCCCUUCAAGGUCGUGAAGACUACAAUGUGAUCGAGGGUGAAACGGCGCAGGAAGCCGAUGACUGGGAAGUUCCUCCUGAGGAGGUGCUUGCCACUGUUGCGGAGGAGGAGGACGGCGGAGAAGAGCAGAAUUUGGAGGCGUUCAUUCAGUCAGAAGCCGAAGUGUUGGCCACGGAACUUCAUGAGGCGGAGGAGAGUGGCGUGAACCCUGAAGCGCUCGAAGAGCUAGAAUCAAGUUUCGAGCAAGCCGCUGAAGCCUUGGUCACUAUGCGUGAGGCCAAGACCAAGCUUCAGGAGCUUCGCAAAGAUCGUGGAUUUGGAAAGCCUGGCUCACAAGGUGGCGGCCGGUCGAACACCGGCGUUCCGGCAGCCCGAAAGGCAUCCGGCAAGCACCCAUGUUUUGACUGUGGGAUGCACGGUCACUGGGCCGGAGACAAGGAAUGCUCUAGACCUGGGGCCGGCAUUGGGCGCAAAGGCGCCGGCAAGUCUGGAGGAGGAAAAGUGCGACCAGUGCGAAUUGCAGAAGUUCUUCAAGCAGACCAUGUCCUUGCCGAAGACAAACAUUUGGUGGGAGCCUUGGAUUCCGCAUGCAAUCGCACAUGCAGCGGGCCUAGAUGGCUGGAAGGCUAUUUGAAGCAAGUCCGAGAAGGACCCACUUGGAUUCAUUCACUUGUUUCUCAUGUUGAAGAAGCAGAGCGCUUCAAGUUCGGCAAUGGCGGAUUAGCGCCUAGUUCGAAGCGCUGGCGUUUGCCUAUGUGUAUCGGGGGUCGAGUGCUUCUUGUUUGGGUGAGUGAGGUGCCGGUAGCCUCCUUGGGCCUUUUAUUAGGCCGGGACUUCUUGGAUGCUGUCGGAGCGAUCCUCGAUUUCUCCAAGCGGACCCUCCAGUGUGUCAACCUUUUUGCUGAUUCAGGCCGUACUCUGGAGCUUCGUCAGAUGGCCGCGGGGCACUUCAUGUUGGAGCUUUUGCCGGAUUCCUGGCCAAGGCUCGGACCUGGACGUUGGAGACGGAUCGGUCUGGAUGGUAUCGUCGAGCUUCAAUUGACUCCUCGUUCCUGGUUGGACCGCAAGAUUGCUGAGGGUUCCAUUUGUUUUGGAGAGAUUACCCAUGAACAUCUUUUGCUAGAAGGAAGCGUUAUCGACUUCGUGCAGAACUUAGUCAUCAAGGACUUCAGGAUGGCCCAGUUGACCUUUGCCCAACGGAUGGAGAACCAGGAGUUACAACCUCUGGACCCUCUCACUCCUCAGCUGCUUCGGACAUUCCAGGAGGUCAACACCAAGGCCAUCGUGCCGUACCGCUGGAACCGCUUCAUCUUGCGCGUACUCGAUCGAAGACAAUGGCACGCUCGAAGCUUGCUCAUCCAGUUCAACUCGCGGUCACACUUGCGGUACUUGCCUUUUCCCUACCCGUCGGUGAUCUCCGUGGAACAGUGGGUCUUGCAGGCCCAAUCCAUGGUGAAUAUGGGUGCCAUGAGUCGAAGGCAUCACGCCCUGGCCUUGGAGAUGGGGCGCUUUACGGCGACCAACCUCAUCGAACUCGGUCGUCUUCGCGAUCGUUGUGGCUGGAAGAUGGCGUUUGUGGAAGAUCCUCUGUUGGCUGGGUUCUUGGCGGCUCGCUCUCAAAAGGGUCAGUUGGCCCGGUUGAAGGCGGCAGCCUUGGAGGAAGCGAAGGCCAAAGUCGCAAAGGAGACGGCAGAGAUGGAUCGCGAGAUUUUGGCUCGCCAGUUGCUUGGUCCCAGGGGUGGCUUGCCUACCUUGCGGGCCGAUUUGGUUCGUUUGGCCUUGCUUUUCAAUCUGACGCCGUCUCCCAAAGAGACAGUGCCUCAACUUCAAGCUCGAAUCCGACCCCUUGUGGAGAUCCUGAAGAGCAAACCGGCUGUGAAGCAAUCCGAUGUUGGUCAGAAGAUACCGGCGGAUCCGCCUCGUCUGUCCACUCCGUCCUCAUGGUCAGCUGUGAGCUCCAUGAGCCCGCCGAGAGCACCAGAGCUUCGUCAACAAGACGGCUGUCCUUUCCCUCAGGAGCUUCAUCAAAUGGAACUUCGAGUGCAGCAGAUGAUGGAGGCUCAGGACUCCCGCUUCCAAGACAUGCUGAAGCAAGUGUUGAAGACAGUGGCGGAGGGACCUCACCUCUCGGCAGAGGUGGUCAAGGAUGACUUCAAGAUCUCCGGAAAAGUGAAGCCUGGCAUCCGACAGAUGAUCUCGCAGGCGUGGGAUCAGCAUCGACGUGAUCAGUUGGCUAUUUCUGUGGGAGCCGCUGAGGUCAAUGAGAUCUUCUUGGCUUCAUGGGACUAUGAGAUGAAGAAUGCCAUGAACGAGACCUUCGCCUUGGAGGUGCAGCUUCCUUCUCCUUUCGUCACCGAGAUUUACACAGACACUGAGCCAGUCGCCAAAGCGGCUCGUCGACAAGGUUUGUUGGCAGGUGACAGUCUCACCUUAAGCAGUGGUUGGGAUUUUCGUCUUGAACACCACCGGAAGAAGGGCAUUUUGAAGGUUAAGGAGACCAAACCCUACCUCGUUAUCCUUGCUUUUCCUUGCGGGCCAUGGUCUCAACUCCAAGCCUUGAAUCCUGCGCAUGACCUUCAGCGCAUGAGAGAAGAGGCAUUAAUUUUGGUGCAGUUCGCCAUUGAGGUGGCCCAACUUCAGCUGCGUGGCAAGCGCCACUAUCUGAUGGAGAAUCCACGCGGAUCUCUCGCUUGGAAGUUGGAAGUUCUUCAGACCUUCAUGCUCGAGACGGAUGCCUUGACCGUGACUGUGGAUAUGUGUCGCUUUGGUCUUCGUGCUCUUGACGGAGAACUGCAUCGUAAGGCCACUCAGCUUGUGACCUCUAUGCAAGCGCUUGUGUCCGCCUUUUUGGACAAACGAUGCACUGGAGACCAUCCUCAUACUCCUGUGAUGGGUGAAAGCAAAGUGAGUUCAGCUGCCGGGCACUACACGCCUGAGUUUGCGGAGUCUGUCGUUCAAGCGGCUUUGAAACAGCAUGAUUUUGAGACUUCGAUGUUGGUCCGUGCGGAUCUCAGUUCCUUUGAUGUCCUGGAGGUGGAACAUGAAGUGCUUGUCACUGGUGAACCAGGUCGAGAGGACGAUGAAGUCUCUGAUGCUUCUUUUGAGUUCUCCAAGGAGGACGAUGCUCUCGUGAUCCCGACGGCAGUCAAGAAUGCGGUCUACAGACUGCACGUGAAUACAAGCCAUCGCAGCAACCAUCGCCUAGCCAGAGCUCUUUUGAUAGCAGGCGCUCCAAGAGAGGCAGUGCUGGCAGCCAAGCGGCUGAAAUGUGCGGUGUGCGCUGAGCGCAAACUUCCUCGAGCACGACCUCCUGCCUCACUUCCUCCCCCUCGAGAUGUUGGACAACAAGUUCAUAUAGACUUGGUCAUGUUGGAAGACUCACUUCGCAACCCUUAUGUGGUGGCCCACGCCACAGACAAUGUGUCGAGGUUUCAGGCUGCGCAAGUCUUGGGAGACAAAAGCACCAAUUCAGUCAUCAGGUUCCUGACGGUGCAUUGGCUCCCACUGCUUGGUCGCCCCAGCACCAUCGUCGCUGAUCAAGGUCGAGAAUUUGUCAGUGCUGAAUUUGGUGAUUGGUGCGAUGCCCAGUCGAUUUACCUCUACCACAUUGGGGUUGGCGCCCCUUGGCAGAAUGGUAUCUGUGAGAGAUCGGGAGCGACGCUGAAAGCGCUGGUUGGUGCUACUGUUCAGUCUCAUGCCAUUAGCAACUUUGAAGAGAUGGAGAUUGCCCUAAGUGAGGCGGUGUCCGCCUACAAUGCUGAUGUGAACGAGGCUGGUGUUGCUCCAAUUCAGUUGGUGACAGGGAGAAUGCCCACGCCAGGCGGCGAUGUUCUCAAUGGCUUCGCAUCUCGACUUGCAGAACACUCACUGAUUGAGGCAAAACCCACGAUGGCAAAGUUGCUUGCGAUAAGGGAGACUUCGAGGCUCUCGAUGAUUCGUCUUCAUUAUAGUCGUGGACUGCGCCAAGCUGAGCUCGCCCGUUCGCGGGCCACCACCGCAGAGAAUGUGCCUCAGCCUGGGGACCUCGUCUUUUUCUGGAGGGCUCAGAAAUAUCAGUCCAAGAAGGACAUUGGAGCUGGAUCAAGGCGACGCCUUCUUCUUCGUCGGUGGCAUGGUCCUGGAUUGCUGGUAGCGCUUGAAGGGAAACAUGGUCUUGAGCUGUCGGCCAACUGCUUUGUUUCCUUUCGAGGUCAACUCGCGAAAUGUCCGCUAGAGCAUGUGAGAAAAGCAUCAUCCUUGGAAAGUAUUGCCGCCGGUUCUUGGGAGGCUGCCAUUGAUGAGGUGAUCCAGGCUGCAAAGAAGGAAGCCCCUGAGCUGAUUGCUGAUGACGUUCAUGAACAUGAUGAACCACCUGUUGACCAACCUGACGAUCCACUUCAGCGAGCCCUACAACCUUCCGAGAUUGUGGCUGCUUUGCAACCUCCCGCGUCAGUUGUGCCUUCUCUGAUUGGGAGAUCCUCUCCUCCUUCCUUGAGCAUGGAUGCACAGCAUGUUGAUGAUGCACCCAGUUCCGCCGCUCCUGGAACACCGGUGCCAAGCUUGAUCCUGCAGGCUUCCCAAGCUGGAACUACUUCUCCUGCCGGAGCUUCUUUGUCACGAACCUUGGAGAGGGCUCGAGCUUUGGAUGAGCUGGAGGCUGAGCGCGGUGUCAAGCGACAAUUGGAAGAGUCAUCGCCUGCUGCCGGUACCAAGCGCCAAGCCGAUGAGAAUGCAGCUUUGCUGACUCAGCAUGUUGCCUUGCCGGCCUUUGAAGCAUUGGUCUUGACUCAUGGUGAGUUGCAGUCCUUGUCGGAAAGAAUGGAUGUGCACCCUCUUCUACGACUUCAGGCUCAAGCUGAUUUGGACCGCCGUGAAGGUAAUGUCCUCUCAGAGCCUGAGCAUGGUACUUGGGAUGGGCGUUGGGCUUUUCUUUGUGAACGGGAUUGGCACCUGUUGCGAGAGCUUGGCCUACAGCUGCCCAAUGGAGCCGCUUCUCAUGAUGCUCUCUCCGUUCAGGCCUCUCGGAAAGAAAAGAUUUGGUCCAAAAUGACUCCUGAAGAGCAGAAGCUUUGGGGAGAUGCCGCUAUGAGUGGUUGGAACGUCUAUGUGGACAACCAGGCGGAUGAUCCUUUGCUCCCGCAUCUCACCCAUUUGAGUGAGAAGAGAGGUUGGCAUGCCAUGAAUGGACUCGGUAUCCAAGUUGCAUUUAAUGCACGAUCGUACAGAACGCCUGAGCCCAGGUUCAGUCCGGAAGAGUUGCCACUCCGAUCAACCUUCGGACGUUUCUCCAAAGACGGUCAGAGUUUUUGGCAUCGUUUGGAAGGAGCUGUUGAGUUUACGAAGCUGUCGAACCAGCACCAGCUCAUUGACAUGACGGUGCCAAUUCUGAUUACCUUGUUCCAUCCACGCUCGAGCCUGUCAUUUCUGCCUACUCUUGAGCAAGAAAAGAAGAAAGAUGAAUGUCAAUGA
This is a messenger RNA of Durusdinium trenchii, 6489 nucleotides long. The record is from the annotation of a GenBank genome assembly. NCBI's taxonomy places the organism in Eukaryota, Dinophyceae, Suessiales, Symbiodiniaceae.